Molecule: messenger RNA, 1413 nt
Organism: Pygocentrus nattereri (red-bellied piranha)
Lineage: Eukaryota; Metazoa; Chordata; Actinopteri; Characiformes; Serrasalmidae
Gene: slc19a3b
Product: solute carrier family 19 member 3b
Biological process (GO): transmembrane transport; vitamin transport
Cellular component (GO): plasma membrane
Molecular function (GO): vitamin transmembrane transporter activity
Source: RefSeq, a predicted model, not a curated record
AUGGAGAGAACCAGCAGAAAUGAGCCUCUUGGCAGGGUGGCAGCUACACUUUACGGACAGGAUAAAACUGGAUCCCCCUGCACCUGCGAUUUCCCCCAGUCCACUGAAGGAUAUAAAAGCUGGGUGACCCGCGCGCUGCCACUCCCAACGGAUACAGGUCCAUGUUUCUCAGCUCUGGCCCUGGAGGCCCACUGCACUGCAAAUUUAGGUGUUCUUCUUGUUUUCACCCACAUCAAUUCAGUGAACAACUACCUGUUCCCCAUAUGGACGUACUCGUACCUGUCCGUGCUGCCCGUGGUCUUCCUGCUGACCGACCUGCUGCGCUACAAGCCCCUUGUCGUCCUGCAAGGACUUUUCCUGGUCAGUAACUACCUGCUGCUGUGCUUUGUGCACAAGCUGACCGCUAUGACCUUUCUGCAGUUCAACUACGGUGUUGUCACGUCCACUGAAGUGGCCUAUUUCUCCUACAUCUAAAGCAUGAUAUCGCCUGAACACUACCAGCGGGCCACGGGGUUCAUCCGAAGUGCCAUGCUGACCGGUUUCACCUUUGGGCCCACGCUGGGUCAGCUGUUAAUAUUGUUAGCAGGCAUUAGCUACUUUACAGUCAAAACUAUCACAUUGGGGCUAAUGGGGACAGCCUAACAAGAGGUGUUCUUUGGCCCUAUUGCAUUAGGGGCCGCAGGGCUGCAGGAGGAAAGGCCAGGCGUCACUGACCCUGGGGUCACUGGGGGUCAGAAGGCAGAGUCUAAGGCUGGAUGGUGCAGCAGGGAGAGCCUGAGACUUGCGGGCAGACAGAUGUAGGCAAAUAUCAAAGUGUCGUACAGCUCCAGGAGGCUGGUGUACUGGUCAGUUUGGUGGGCUUUCGCUCCAGCUCACUAUAACCAGGUCUUUAACUACGUCCAGCUGAUAUGGGACUGCAUCGAGCCGUCCAGCACGUCCACUGUUUACAAUGGAGGGGUAGAGGCAGUCUGCACACUUUUAGCUUUCCCCUCCCGGAUCUUCCUCCUCAGCUCCUUCUGCACAGCUUUCAGCUCCUCCGUGUCCCCUAAUCUAAAGGCCCCCCUUUUCUCCUUCAGAAGAGCCUUUAUGUCAGGGUUAAUCCAUGGCUUGCUGUUCCAGAUAGCCACUAACCUCUCUAUGGAGUGCUACGCCCUGACGUUUGGCAUGAACACGUUCAUGGCCAUCGCUAUCCACAUCGCUGUAAUAGUGGACGGCACGACUCUGGGGCUGGACAUCAUCACUCAGUUCGUUAUUUACAGCGGCUAUUAUGGCGCGCUCUCUGCCCUGUUCCUGCUGCGAGGUCUGUACACAGCCUGCACACAUUCCUGCAGAGACAGGCAGAGAUCAGAGACAGACACGGAGACAGGGGAGACCACCCAGCACACAGACACCCCUCAAAGAGCAGGGGCAUAA